Molecule: messenger RNA, 573 nt
Organism: Ilex paraguariensis (yerba mate)
Lineage: Eukaryota; Viridiplantae; Streptophyta; Magnoliopsida; Aquifoliales; Aquifoliaceae
Source: the annotation of a GenBank genome assembly
AUGGGCAUAGACAACUGGUUAUUACUAGGUCGGCUGAAAAGGGCAGUGAAGAAAAUCAAAUUUCUAUUAAAUUUCGAUAUUAGCAGAUGGAAACUCGCGGCGGCGAUCGGAGCUUCAUCGAGCAAGCGCCAGCUGAGCUUCAAUGGCCGGCCGGGCUUGACGGCGUGCACCGAUGAUCCGGACCCGAAUGAUUCGGGUUCUUCACAUGGGCUUCAAAGGACAAUGAGUGUUCGCUCUGAAGAUGAUAUUGAUAAGAGGGCUGAACUUUUUAUAGCAAACUUUAAAAAGCAGCUACAGUUUGAGAGACAAAUCUCUUUGCAGCUAAGGUACUGCAGGGGUAAUAGCUUCGAAUCAGCUUCUCCAUCUCCACGAGGAGAGAGGCUCAAGAGGAUGACAAAAAAGGGGACCUUAUUGUCUGGGGAAAACUCUGGAGGCUCCAUGGCCAAUGUUUUUGGCUCCUCUUCAUUCAAGCUGGUCGGUGGACAAGGAGGCGGCGGAGCAAGCUUUGCCAUCGCAAGGGGGCUGGGCAACACUCAUGGGUUGGCCUGUCAAAAUUCAACACGACAUGAUUAA